AGAAAUGCUGGUGAAGGAAGGUUUUGUUUUUCUUUUGAGCGUACUUUCUUCUAGUGUUAUUUAUUCUUAUGAAAACGCCCAAAUUGAUGCAAUAAAAGAGCUAGACAAUUAUUUAACAGAAGAUGACAGUAAAAGUGAUCUUAUCAAACCAGCCGUUGCAACUACACACUAUAAACAUACAAAAGUCUUUCAAUCAAAUGGAAAUGUGCGAAAUUACGAUGAUCUCACUCUAAAAUUAAUUCAAAAUAUAAAAAAAUAUGCAUUGGAAAAUAAAGUUAACUUUUGUGAUUUACUACCUAUGGUACUGAGAGGUCUUUACCAAAGAAAAGAGAUUGUGUGUGGUCAUUCUGCAUCAGAUCCAAUUUGCAAUCAUCGUACAGAAAAUGAUGGCCACUUGAUGGAUUAUGCGCCAAUCCAAACACCUUACUAUUUUGAUAAUAAAGAUUCCGAUGCUUUGUCACCUAGUCCAGAAACAAAUUAUUCACCGACAUUCCCCACCCUUACACAUCCAGAUUUGAAUUACCAGCCAGGUUAUUACAUUUACAAACCGCCACCAGAAAUACACAUUCCGUUAAGUCAUUAUCAAGAUUUUAGUCCUCCUGGAAAUGUGUACAAGCCAGCUAACUAUUUCUACCAGUACCCACAACGAAAUCCCGCAAAAGGCAAAUAUAAAAUUAGCCCAUCACCUUUUAGUAAACCUAAUCGAGGUGAUGCAUCAUCUGGUGAUUCAAAAGAUGGUGUUGGUGUGCCGAAAUCUGGUGAUUCAAAAUAUGGUCCCAAUACACCAAAAUCGAAAAUACCAUAUACGGGUAUACCGAAGGAAUGGGAGCAAUACCUACCUCAAAUCAUUUCUUUAUUAAACGAAGAUUCUCAGUCGUCAAAGCCGUCACAAGAAAUACCAAGUAUACCAAAAGAAUGGGAGCAAUACCUACCUCAAAUUAUUUCUUUAUUAAACGAAAUAUCUCCGUCGUCAAAGCCGUCACAAGCUUCAAGUUUUACGACUAAUGAGGAAAAAUUACCUAAGGUUAAAACACCCAUACAACAUACCCAUGAGGGACCACAUUCAGAUUCAGUUCUAGCUAAAAACGAAUCCGUACUUCUCGGAAAUGAAAAACCGAAGAUUGAAAUAUCCCAUGAGACCCCGCCAGAAAGGAAAAGCCAUCACCGAUCUGAAAUUACACCUUUUAUGAGCGGUGGUUAUGGAUUACAAGAAACAUAUGGAACUAGAAAAGCAACCAAUGAACACAAUAAUUAUCCAUCUAUGCGGACAAGCCAACGGCGAAAAGGAAAACAUACUUUAAAUUAUUAUGGUCAUUAUCAAAAAUUAUUGAAGCAAAAACAAGAUCUUAAUGCAACCCCGGGAUCAAGGACAAUAAUUGACAAAUCUAGGAAGACAUCUCAGGAACACGAAAAAGGGUUUUCAGAACAAAAUCGCCCAGGCACAUAUAACAAUCGAGAACAUAAAAUUUAUUCAGGCCCCAUUUAUCUAAAUAUGAGUAAGCCAAUCAAAGGCGAAGGAGGAUUUAGUGUUUAUCGAAAUGGUGCUGAUGUUGCAUUGGACAACUUCUUAAAGGAAAAUAAAGGUUCUAUCUUAAAAAAUGAUACUUAUUAUACCAUAUCAUCAAACAUGGGAUUACCAAUAGGUUUAAAAAUGUUCAAAUAUCCCUUUAAUGAGACUCAUAUUGCUAACAAAAGCAUAUCAAUUAGUCUUCACCCAAAACCAUCAGAAUUGGUCAAAGAAAAAGAUAUCUCAAAAAUAAACGAUGUACAGUUCCGAAUAUCGGCAGACGGAAAAGUCACUCCCCAACCCACAUUUAGAUCAAAAGCGAAGAGAGGAAUCGGCGGUACAACUGUGGCGCAAUUCAAACCCAGUGGUAAAACAUUCAUAAUAAAGGACAAUCGUUUGGCGUCGUGUAAUGGGGAAAUAUCACCAGAAACCGGCGAAUGCAAUAGAAAGCUGAUUCCAUUAGUCCGCCACAGUGUCACAGAUAACUGUUACAUUAAUGAUUUUCCGAGAGUUGCAGACUUCGUUUGUUUGUCUUCAAGUCCCGAACCUGAACCCAUUUAUAUGACCUACUACAGCAACCGGCUUUUAUGCGAAACAAACGCUUCCAACGCCAAUUUCAAAACUUACGACAGUUUUAAUCGAGACUGUGCCGAACAUGCCACAAAAGCCACUUACAAAUAUUACACGAAUGGACCUGUAGACGAGAGUGCCAACUGCACGAGAGGGAAUCCAAAAGUGUGUACUUUCGAAGAGAAUCUAGUACUAAAAGAGGGAUCUGGAAAUGUUCUCAAUUGAUAAUUAGUUCCCAGUAUUCUGUAGAAAAUAAAUUUAACAAUAUAAUGGUUUUUAGUUUAAUGCACCAUUGAACUAAACUCCUCGCCAAAAUGGUCGCAUAUUUUUCGAAACGAAGUAAAUGCAAAUUUGUAGUUGUCUAAAUUUUAAUAUCGUGAAGCCUAAUAUCUGCAGGAAGUUAAUCAAUACAUAUUUUUAUUAUUAACGUAAAACAACGCAAAAUAUAC
Molecule: messenger RNA, 2526 nt
Organism: Tribolium madens (black flour beetle)
Lineage: Eukaryota; Metazoa; Arthropoda; Insecta; Coleoptera; Tenebrionidae
Exons: 26
Coding region: 5-2302 (765 amino acids)
Source: RefSeq, a predicted model, not a curated record